AUGGCUGCACAGACAGUACUACCGCGCAACGAAGUAUCGAUCGGUGCAUCUCUCAUGCUUUUUGCUCAAACGCUUUUCGGCUCUAUCUUCGUCUCAGUCGGCCAGAACGUCUUCGAUGGACAACUCGCCAAGCGCCUUGUUGGCAUCUCAAGCAUCACACCACAGCAAAUCGAAGCUGCCGGCGUCACGGGCCUGUUUAACGUUAUCCCAUCUCAGUACCAUAACAGGGUUUUGAAAGCUUAUAAUGACUCGCUCUGUGUGUGCUUUCAAGUUGCGCUCAUCAUGGUUUGCCUCUCUAUACUCGGCGGUCUUUUUAUGGAGUGGCGCAAUGUCAAGAAGCAACAGGAUGAUAAUGAGGGCGAGAAAUAUGUCGAGGAAGGCAAGGAUCGCGGAAAUCAAAACUCCACGGAAGAGACUAAUAAGGACGGCGAAGGGCAAGCUCCGUCUAUAUAG
Messenger RNA from Penicillium lagena, 453 nucleotides. RefSeq lists its product as uncharacterized. Lineage: Eukaryota; Fungi; Ascomycota; Eurotiomycetes; Eurotiales; Aspergillaceae. Gene Ontology annotation, biological process: transmembrane transport. Bases 1 to 453 code for a protein of 150 amino acids. Gene Ontology annotation, molecular function: transmembrane transporter activity. The transcript has a single exon. The record is from RefSeq and is a predicted model, not a curated record.